Molecule: messenger RNA, 521 nt
Organism: Apodemus sylvaticus (European woodmouse)
Lineage: Eukaryota; Metazoa; Chordata; Mammalia; Rodentia; Muridae
Product: ubiquitin-conjugating enzyme E2 N-like
Exons: 2
Coding region: 1-465 (154 amino acids)
Source: RefSeq, a predicted model, not a curated record
AUGCCCUUUUCAGAUCUGCCCCGCAGGAUCAUCAAGGAAACCCAGCGUUUGCUGGCAGAACCAGUUCCUGGCAUUAAAGCAGAACCAGAGGAGAGCAACGCCCGUUAUUUUCAUGUGGUCAUUGCUGGCCCCCAGGAUUCCCCCUUUGAGGGGGGGACUUUUAAACUUGAACUAUUCCUUCCAGAAGAAUACCCAAUGGCAGCACCUAAAGUACGUUUCAUGACCAAAAUUUAUCAUCCUAAUGUAGACAAGUUGGGAAGAAUAUGUUUAGAUAUUUUGAAAGAUAAGUGGUCCCCAGCACUGCAGAUCCGAACAGUUCUGCUAUCAAUCCAGGCUUUGUCAAGUGCUCCUAAUCCAGAUGAUCCAUUAGCCAAUGAUGUAGCCGAGCAGUGGAAGACCAACGAAGCCCAAGCCGUAGAGACAGCGAGAGCAUGGACUAGGCUAUAUGCCAUGAACAAUAUUUAAGUCGAUCGAUCAUCAAGUGUACACCACUUCUCCUGUUCUGCCAAGACUUCUUCCUU